GCAUUGCCGUGCAGUGGUUAUCGUUGUUUCGAACACACACCCCAUGCUACUCACCGGCCACCACUCCUAUACAAUACCACGCUGAUCGGGCUUCGCAACCAAGCGGUACCCUGUGUAGUUGUUAGUUUGUUACAGCUAGCGAUCAAGUCCGCGCGUGCGUGCAAGUGAGGAUAACCGGCCCGGCGGCACGCUUGCGAUGGCUGGUGGAGGGUUCGCCGCGGCCGGCGCCCCGUCGGGCGACUACGGCGGCGGCAUAACCUUCUCCGUCGUGGUCACCUGCCUCAUGGCAGCCUCCGGUGGCCUCAUCUUCGGCUACGACAUCGGCAUCUCAGGGGGCGUGACGGCGAUGGAGUCAUUCCUGGAGGAAUUCUUCCCGGGCGUGCUCCGACGGAUGGCGGCCGCGCGGCGGGACCAGUACUGCGUCUACGACAGCCACGUGCUGACGGCGUUCACGUCGUCGCUGUACCUGGCGGGGCUGGUCGCGUCGCUCGCGGCUGGCAGGGUCACCAGGGCGGUCGGGAGGCAGGCAGUCAUGCUAGCUGGCGGCGCGUUCUUCCUGGCCGGCGCCGCCGUGAACGCCGCAGCGGUGAACAUUGCCAUGCUCAUCGUCGGCCGCAUGCUGCUCGGCUUCGGCAUCGGCUUCACCAACCAGGCGGCGCCGGUGUACCUGGCGGAGACGGCGCCGGCCAAGUGGAGGGGCGCCUUCACCACGGGGUUCCAGCUCUUCCUCGGCAUCGGCAACCUCGCGGCCAACCUGACAAACUACGGCGCCGCGCGCAUCCCGCGCUGGGGCUGGCGGCUCUCCCUCGGCCUGGCGGCGGUGCCGGCGUCCGUCAUCCUCGCGGGCGCCCUGCUCAUCCCGGACACUCCCAGCAGCCUCAUCGUGCGCGGCCGGGCGGAGCAGGCGCGCGCCGCGCUCCGGCGCGUCCGCGGCCCCAAGGCCGACGUCGACGCCGAGCUGGAGGACGUGGCCCGCGCGGUCGAGGCGGCGCGCUCCAACGAGCAGGGCGCAUUCCGGAGGAUCCUCGGCAGGGAGUACCGGCCCCACCUGGUGAUGGCCGUGGCGGUGCCGCUCUUCCAGCAGCUCACCGGGGUCAUCGUCAUCGCAUUCUUCUCGCCGGUGCUGUUCCAGACGGCCGGGUUCGGGAGCAACGCCGCGCUGAUGGGCGCCGUCAUCCUCGGCGCCGUCAACCUCGGCUCCGCCCUCGUGUCCGUCGCCACGGUCGACCGCUACGGUCGCAGGCCGCUGUUCUUGGCUGGUGGGCUCGUCAUGAUCAUGUGCCAGGUUGCGGUUGCGUGGAUCAUGGGGUCGCAGAUCGGCCGUGACGGCGAGUCCACCAUGGCCAGGAAGUACUCCGUCGCGGUGCUGGCUCUGACCUGCGUCUUUUCGGCGUCCUUCGGGUGGUCGUGGGGUCCCCUCACGUGGGUGAUCCCCGGCGAGAUAUUCCCGGUGGAGGUCCGCUCGGCCGGGCAGGGAAUCAGCGUGGCCGUCAACCUCGGCGCCACCUUCGUGCUCACGCAAACCUUCCUAUCCAUGCUCUGCAGCUUCAAGUACGCCACCUUCAUCUACUACGCGGCCUGGGUCGCCGUCAUGACAGCCUUCGUGGUGGCAUUCCUGCCGGAGACCAAGGGGGUGCCCCUCGAGGCCAUGGGCGCCGUCUGGGCGCGCCACUGGUACUGGGGACGCUUCGUCAACGUGCAGCAGCAGCCGCCGCCCAAGAACACCGAUGCGCUCAUAAACUGACGACGUUUAGCGCCUUUGCCGUCGUGGCCUCAUGGGCGUGGCUUUCAUCUCCGUACCCGCGGCACGAGUUGUGUGUAUGUGUGUUCGUAUGUGGCCAUGUGGGUAUAUGGAGCCGCAGUGCUGUCUGUGAAAAGAUUGUUUCUUUUUUCCUUUUCUUUUGUGGAAGAAAGAUGUUUGUUUCGUGGUGUUGUACGUCCAUUCGUCGUAUCGGAUUGAAUAACAUUCUUUGUCUGCC
This is a messenger RNA of Hordeum vulgare subsp. vulgare (domesticated barley), 1979 nucleotides long. RefSeq names its product sugar transport protein MST1-like. Gene Ontology annotation, molecular function: monosaccharide transmembrane transporter activity. The record is from RefSeq and is a predicted model, not a curated record. NCBI's taxonomy places the organism in Eukaryota, Viridiplantae, Streptophyta, Magnoliopsida, Poales, Poaceae. Gene Ontology annotation, cellular component: membrane. Bases 197 to 1744 code for a protein of 515 amino acids. Gene Ontology annotation, biological process: monosaccharide transmembrane transport. The transcript is spliced from 4 exons.